CCCUCUCCUGCCCAUUUUUUAUAUCAACUUGAACUAUUCAUGCAUUUAAUGUCUAAUGAUACACAUAUAGCUCACUCUCUCCCUUCCUCUCUUUCUCUCUCCCCCCCUCCUCUUCCCCUCUCUAGUUUCUGCUUCUCUCUUCACCACCUGUUAGUUAGUCUCCCUCUCUUCUCCGCGCUGGAAUCCCUCUUUUUUUUAUGAGGAGUUGCACACUUGCGCUAUCAGUGAGCGCGAUGACGGUGCGGAAAGGAAAACGUUUUGCCAUUUCCAUCCAGGAGCACAUGGCCAUCGACGUAUGUCCGGGCCCAAUUCGCCCCAUCCGCCAAAUCUCCGCCUACUUCCCUCGCGUGUCGCCCACUUCCUCUUUCUCCGAGCCACUUUCAACCAAUCAGGUGGCAGCUCCCACCGCAGUGAGCCCUGGCGCCGCCGGAGGAGGAGGAGGAGGAGGAGGAGGAGGGAGCAACAGCCUCCUGCCGCCGCUUUUACCGGGGGCGGCGGGCGGAGGGGGCUCACUGUCCGCCAUGAGCAGCAUGGACACCUCCAUCGAGAUCGACAGCAGUGACAGCGAUGACAACACCGCCUUGGGGACGUUAGAGUUCGACCUCCUGUAUGAGAGAGCCACCAGCUCCUUACACUGCACCGUCCUGAAAGCAAAGGGUCUGAAACCGAUGGAUUUCAACGGUUUGGCCGAUCCGUAUGUGAAGCUGCACCUGCUGCCGGGAGCCUGCAAGGCCAACAAACUGAAAACCAAGACUGUCCGCAACACGCUGCACCCCGUGUGGAACGAGACGCUCACCUACUGUGGCAUUACAGAGGAAGACAUGUACCGCAAAACACUCCGGGUGUCAGUGUGCGACGAAGACAAGCUGAUGCAUAACGAGUUCAUCGGGGAGUCGCGGGUGGCCCUGCGUCGCGUGAAGCUUGACCAGACCAAACACUUCAACAUCUGUCUGGAGCAUCCACCCCCUCUGCCGUCACCGACUGCGAUGAGCACCGCGUUGAGAGGGAUCUCCUGCUACCUGAGAGAGUGGGAGACGGAGCAGCAGAGGAGUCUGGAGGAGAGAGGCCGCUUGCUGCUCUGCCUGCAGUACUUCCCCCCGGCCAGCGAUGGCGACGUGAAGGGCGAGGCCAAAGAGAGGGCUCUCGGCGGCCUGUGUGUGGGCGUCAGACGCUGCGCCCACCUGGCAGCCAUGGACGUCAACGGCUACUCAGACCCCUACGUUAAAACAUACCUCAAGCCAGAUGUCCAGAAGAAAUCCAAGCACAAAACAGCGGUGAUAAAAAAGACUCUCAACCCGGAGUUCAACGAGGAGUUCUUCUAUGAAAUCUCGUUCUCAGAGUUAGCCGCCAAGACGCUGGAGGUCACGGUGUGGGACUACGACCUGGGAAAGUCCAACGACUUCAUAGGCGGUGUGUCCUUAGGGUGCCACUCUCAAGGAGAAACUCUGCAGCACUGGAUAGACUGUCUGAAGAACAAGGGCAAGAAGGUGGAGCGCUGGCACACGCUGACCAACGAGCUGCCGGGAUCCGCCCCGCAGGAAUGAGGCGGUCCUCUCCCGCCGGCACUGGAGAGGCUGCCUGGAGAGAGACCUUUCAUCGCAUGCGCUGAGGAUUUUCUGCAUGACUAUGAAGGAUUCAUAUCCUCCUUACCUUGUCAUCCAUUAGAUCAUUUAUUCAUCACGACAUACCCAAGGGGAGUCACACUCACAGACGAAUGCUAUAAUCUUGGAUCUCAAUAGACCGGAUGCAAAUCUAAAGAAACAGUUCUCACCGCAAAGCGCGGUCAUCCUCGUAAUCGUAUUCGGCGGGAUUCACGUCGUUUCUGUGGAUUCGAUGUGAAUCUAAACGCCCAGAUCUCAAUCUGCAAGAAAAAUUAUGAAUCGGGCAAGAAUAUUGAAUGAGGGAGAUAUCUGAAUUACGCAGUUCAAGUCUCAUGUCAAGUGUACUUCCUGUUUAUACAGGCCGGUUACUCAUUGUUAUUAAGUACUGACAUUAAAACUCCAUUAUGACCCCCCAUCUCACGGCACACAUACCUCUCCCUUGCAAUAAUGUUUUGCCUAAUGCUUCCGAAGACCUCCGAGUGGUCUUAAUACUGUCGGGCAUUUUGUAUUUAUUGAUCUGAUCGUCAUGGGGCUGCCUGCAGAAAACAAGAGAGACAAUUGUUUCUUCUAUGUUGACGGAUCGUGUCAGUUCUUUGCAUGUUUGGUGUUGAUGGAGCAAAUAUGUGCCAGGCUCUGCUGCAGGAUGUUCAUCGUUGUGUUGUUCCCAAUUCUCCUGCGGCGUAUUGCUCUGAUUAACUGAAGACGAUUCGAGGGUAACAGCUUUUUAAAAAAAAAAUGAUAUGCUGUUCCGUUGUUUAGUGUCAGCUCUUAUAUCACAGUGUCUGUUUCUUGUCGGUGGCACGCUGAUCUGAUGUUGACCUAAUUUUGCUUCACAAUCUGUUUGGAUGUAGGAGGAGGAGGAGAGUGACGUAAUGAACAGAAAGGUGUGGUUUAUGGAGAGCUGUGCAUGGUCGUACUCUGACACGACGUGAAUAAAAUCAUCAGCCUGUGUUUGAUAUCUAAAUUACAAAUAUGAAUGGUCUAUAGAGCACAGUGGUGUAGCUCUCCAUGCUGCUGCUUUACUGGGGAUCGCAUUGACUACGCGGCAUGCUGAGAUUACCAUGUGUUCAUAUGUAAAUAGUAUAUAUUGUGUUUCACUUGCUUUGGGUGUUUGUUAUUUGGAACUCAAAGUGUGCAUGGUUGUUUUUCAUAAAACGUUCCUAUUGCUUUA
Pseudoliparis swirei is the source of this 2772-nucleotide messenger RNA. RefSeq names its product double C2-like domains, alpha (gene doc2a). The record is from RefSeq and is a predicted model, not a curated record. The coding region runs from base 198 to 1544 and encodes 448 amino acids. Lineage: Eukaryota; Metazoa; Chordata; Actinopteri; Perciformes; Liparidae. The transcript is spliced from 11 exons.